Molecule: messenger RNA, 675 nt
Organism: Ilex paraguariensis (yerba mate)
Lineage: Eukaryota; Viridiplantae; Streptophyta; Magnoliopsida; Aquifoliales; Aquifoliaceae
Source: the annotation of a GenBank genome assembly
AUGGCAGCUGUUGUGAGGCUUCAAAUCUUUGUUUCUGAUUUUAUGACUGUGUUUGUGCUGCUCACAGCUGUAUUUCUAAUGCUUAUUGAUUGGGCAUUGCUUCAUUACGACUAUUUGGGAAUUUGUGCUGAAACUGCCAAUAGGUCAAUGUAUGCCCAGUGGAGUGAGGUUUAUUCUUCUCAAGCAGUUGGUGGACACAUUGGACAGAUGACCUUGACAUCAACAGUGGAUAGUUCUGUAAUGAAUUCUCUCGGUCAAAGAAAACAAGCUGGGAGCAUUCAUGACAUUAUGAAUCGACGUCUCAAGAAUCGAGAACGGCAACGUAGAUACAGGGCUAGAAAGCGCCGUGAAGCUGAUAUAAAGAAGGCAGGUAUUGGUUCACAAUCAACUCCAUUGCAAGUGGAAAUACAGGUGAAUAGCACUUCUCAUGAUGGCGUGACGCGAAUUCAUUGUCAAAGAGAUUGGAAAAAAGAUGCCAGAAGGGCCCAUGUUGUCCAUGAACAAGAAAUCAAGUCCAGUGACCCUGCAAGUCUUGAACCAACAUCAGUUAGUGGAAGUGAAGCACCCUUCUUGCCAUCCAGAUUUGGGGCAGACCCUCCAUCAAGUAGUGAAACACCUAGGACUACACUCAGCAAAAGACAUUGGAAGGCGGAAGCGAGAAAUAAAAAAAGCUAA